AUGCCCAACUCUCACGACUCCUCUCGGGCCAUGCUUGCCAGUCUCACCGGCAAGCGCACUUCGCUCCGCAUGUCCACCUGCAGCGCCGCGCCCACCCUGGCUCCCUCAAUUGCGCCCUCGCACCUGUCAGAUGCCUCGACAGCCAACGACCCCAAGUCGCAAGACAUCAAGACAUGGAACGCCGGCUUCGACCGUCUCGAGGACAAGCGCCUGGUCCAACAACGAUACGCCCUCAGCAGCGAAAAGAACGACGACAUGAGCAAGCUGGCGCUGGGAGCCAAACUUGACCGCGCACUCGGCCGCCGCAUGUCGGGCCAAGACGCCGUUUUCCGCCCAAGGACGCUGAGCGAGAAGAAGGAACUCAAGGCAUAG
Molecule: messenger RNA, 372 nt
Organism: Exserohilum turcica Et28A
Lineage: Eukaryota; Fungi; Ascomycota; Dothideomycetes; Pleosporales; Pleosporaceae
Exons: 2
Coding region: 1-372 (123 amino acids)
Source: RefSeq, a predicted model, not a curated record